Molecule: messenger RNA, 1236 nt
Organism: Microplitis mediator
Lineage: Eukaryota; Metazoa; Arthropoda; Insecta; Hymenoptera; Braconidae
Exons: 7
Coding region: 1-1236 (411 amino acids)
Source: RefSeq, a predicted model, not a curated record
AUGUAUAUGGCUUACGAGUUCCAACAACGAAGUCCUGGAAAUACAGACGAUCGGCGUCCUGCACAAAGAAAUAUACUAGAACAAUAUAAAGAAGCAGUUGUUCGUAUGACCAUUUCAGUAAGAAGUUAUUUGAAAGAAAUUGAUAAUACGACAUAUAAAAAAUCAGAAGACUGUGACCCGAAGAAAUGGGCUGAAGGUUUGAUAUUCAAUGCAGAAUACUUGAGAGAUUCAAAACCAGAAACAGAAUGCGACGGUACACAAGUAUUUUGGAAUCCUUCAACUUUGUCAGAUGGCGUCAUAUACAGCUUAAACUGUCCACUUAUUUUUGACAGUGAUUAUACCGGAGAUAGCAGUUGUCAACAUUUUUCAAAUAACGAUUUUACGAAAGCCAAAAAUACAAAUUGGAGAUCAGCAUGUACUAUCGGAGUUAAUUCAAGAUUAGGACAAUUAUGUGCUUGCGAUAAACAAGUCGACCAAGAUACUAGUAUACGAACAAUAAGUUUAAGAGAACAUUACACUAAUAGUGCUGAUAAUCGAGUAGUCACCGGGAUACGAUUUAUUGUUAAAAAUAAUAUCGUUGCGAUACGAAUUCGAGAAGGUAGAUUAGUCAAUGGUACUAUAGACCCCCAAACCGUUAAAUGGAUAGAUGAUGAUGGACGGCAUCCUGAAAUAGGUCCUGAUACAAUUAAACUCAGUUAUGAUACACGAGCGUUUGAAUUAGAUGACAUAGAAUUGCCUGAUGAGCACUUGGUAACAGGAGUCAAAUUCAUGGUGACAUAUGAAAAGCGGAUAUCAUUAGCAGUAAGAGGAUCAGCUAUGUAUAAUGAUAAAAAAAAAACUUUCCCAUCCAUUCACGAUCAAUGUUAUUAUUCAACACCUGAUCCAGAUAUAGCUAGGCAUAAUAUUGAUAUAAAAUACUCCAAAAAUCCAGCUGAAUUAACUGAACAGUUGCAAGAAUUAAGUACUCCAGGAUCUAAUUACGUUGAUUUCUCAACAUCAGUAUAUUCUUUAAAGGAUGGAAAUGUCGCAAUUGUACCAUUCAUAGAUUCGCGCAAACUUGUUACUGAUCCACCAAUCGCUCUAGGUGGAUUAGAAAUAUUUUACAAAAGUAAACCUGGCUACGGUGGAUUUAUAGCAUUUAAGUAUAUCACAGCCAAAUAUAAUAUUCUUCUUGACAGAGAUCAUGAUCAAGCUAUGAAUGCUACUUUAUCAGACAAACUAAAAUAUUUAGAAUAA